Plectropomus leopardus (leopard coralgrouper) is the source of this 1100-nucleotide messenger RNA. RefSeq names its product protein phosphatase 1 regulatory subunit 12B-like. Gene Ontology annotation, cellular component: cytoplasm. The record is from RefSeq and is a predicted model, not a curated record. Lineage: Eukaryota; Metazoa; Chordata; Actinopteri; Perciformes; Serranidae. Gene Ontology annotation, molecular function: protein kinase binding; enzyme inhibitor activity; phosphatase regulator activity.
CCCGACCCCACCACUUCCUCCACAGCUCUCACAUUUGUGCAGCUCUUUCACGCUCAUCACAUAAUUCAAGGUCUCACCAUCACAUGAAGAUCACACUUGUUCACUUUAACUUAAAAAAACAGCCACAGAAUUUUAAACCAGUGGAUUAUAAAUAGAUCUCUGCGCUGUACAAACUCCCUGCUGCUUUAAAACAGAAGAAAAAACUUUUGGGGGAACUUUGGACCACAUUACAGCUGCAUGCGGAGGCAAGCAGCUCGGCAGCGAUGUCAUCUCUACUUUCUCACAACAAAGAUCAGCCCCGCAUCAGAAAGACGCUCUCUGACUCCUUGCCAGCUUCAUCCGCUGCCACCACCAAGAGCCUGAGGCACGAGAGACUGUCCAGACUGAACUCGUCUGGAUCCUCCGACGUCUCCAACAGCACAUCAAACCAUGCUGAGUCUUACUUCCAACGGCGGGAAAACAGACUUUCUGCAAGGAAAAAGGCAGAAGAAGAGACAGCAAACAAUGACUAUAAAAAGAUGUAUGAAAAGGCUCUGGCCACCAAUCAAAGGCUCAAGUCCAGGCUGGAGACCAGUAAACAGGAACUGGCUGUGAUUCAGGACCAGCUGCAGAGAGCGCAGAGGGGAAAAGUGGGAGAUUGUGGCUCCAAUGAGCUUGAGACAGAAAAAAAGGAAAGUUGGAGUCUAAAAAACAGGAUAUCAGAUAUGGAAGAGCAGUUGAAGGUUAAAGCAGAGCUGAAGACGGAGAACCAGAGACUGAAGGACGAGAACGGAGCUUUAAUCCGAGUCAUCACUAAACUGUCCAAGUGAGACAGAAAGCAGGAAGGAUGAGAAGAAGAGGGACGGAUACCAGAAGUGAAAUCUUUACUUGCGUUCUUCCACCAUAAACCCUCAGACAGAAUGUAUGUACGUAGUUCUCUGGUAAUGUUGGAAACUUGCGUCUGUUGAGUAACUAACAUUUGCAGGGAUAAAAACACAGCUGUGAAAGCUUCAUGUCACUGUACUGUAUCUAAAGUAGAAGCACAUUUCCAGACAGAAAAUGCAUUAAAUUAAAAUAAAUUUUGUAUAUUCAUAAUAUUUCUCAAUAAAACGCAAACACGA